UUGAUAUCAACACUCAUCAUAUUUUAUCUUUCCUAUCAAAUCUUCACCAAAACCUGCCAAAAUGUUAUUCUUCCCGUCACUCGCGAUCGUGACGCUAACCGUUGUAACCAUAGCUAGUGGGGAACACUGGAAGUCACCCAACUUCAAAUCGUUGGCCACAGCUCGACAGGAAUGUGCGCUGUAUCUGCAUAUGUCAAACGACACUAUCGGUUCAUGUUCCCGCAAUGGAUAUCCGGAUGAGCCAAAAAUACGUAACUUGGUUCACUGUAUGCUGAUCAACGUUAACGCCUGGGACGAGAAUAACAAGCUUAAACAGCAUGUGCUCAAGAACUUCUUCAAGCCAACCGAUUCGGACACCUGCUACGAAAAUCGCACCCGGGACUGCCUGGAAAAGAUCGAUCUGCCCCAUAGGGAUACCAUUGGACGAGCGUACAGUUCGUUCCUGUGCUACUACCGCCAGUACGGAAACGUGGUCGAGGAGGAACAAUUCAUCCCGUAUCGCGAUAAUACCCGCCGACAGCUAAUGACGGAGGCUCUUGCCAUUGAAAAUGUUCCCCGUCAUGUUUUGGAGAAAAUCAGCGAGGGUAAGUUUCUCGACCUGAAGGAAGCUCCGAAUCUAGUCUUCACGUACACCGUACGGACUGGUUUCUACGAACCGCCGAUCGGUACCAACUUCGGACGUCUUUAUACGCAACACGGAGUUCCGGAGCUGUUGAACGAGGCACAAUGCUGUGAAGCUACCAUACGGAGGCAGUACUACGAAGAACCAACCCGAGCAUAUCAGACGUUCAAGCAGUGCGUUUCUCACCUGGUUUCAACGCUGGAGAUGGUUAAGAGCGUGGCGAAAGAUCUCCUGAAGGCCCCCAAAACGCCGUACUGUGGCAGCUGUGGAUCGCCGGCUCCCUACGGGAGAUAUGGCUCGUCCACGUGUAACAUUUGCGGUCGGAGUAAUGAUAUAACGACGGGGAAGCCGCGGGGUUGCUACUAUGGUCAGUGUUAAGUUUGAUUGGAUUUUGUUCCUAAAAUGAUAGUUUGACGAUAAGGUGAAAAUAAUUCACAGUAGAAACUUGUCACACUUUAUGUCUAGUUUGUUUAGUAUGUAAGUUGUGGGAAAUGUUCGAGUUGUUAUUUGCAGAAAUAUUUUUAAUUCGAAGAAAAUGUUUUACAUAAGUUUGAAUACAAUUCCUAUCACAAAAGGAAAUCUCUAAAA
Messenger RNA from Toxorhynchites rutilus septentrionalis, 1210 nucleotides. Its product is annotated as general odorant-binding protein 45-like. The record is from RefSeq and is a predicted model, not a curated record. Gene Ontology annotation, molecular function: odorant binding. The coding region runs from base 62 to 1000 and encodes 312 amino acids. The transcript has a single exon. Lineage: Eukaryota; Metazoa; Arthropoda; Insecta; Diptera; Culicidae. Gene Ontology annotation, biological process: sensory perception of smell.